Molecule: messenger RNA, 2900 nt
Organism: Rhopilema esculentum
Lineage: Eukaryota; Metazoa; Cnidaria; Scyphozoa; Rhizostomeae; Rhizostomatidae
Source: RefSeq, a predicted model, not a curated record
UUUUUCGCUAGCGUGGAUGAGGAGCGAAAAGUGAUCUGCGAAAAAGGAAUUAAAGUUUGGUAAGUUGUUCGCUACGUAAUUUGAAAGGAUCCUGCUUUGUUUCUUGCUGCUUUUUGUGCAGUUUUCAAAUGAGCAUUUUUCGCUAGCGUGGAUGAGGAGCGAAAAGUGAUCUGCGAAAAAGGAAUUAAAGUUUGAAUAUGCCACGUCGAGUUGGUAUUAAUCGCCAAAUACAGAGAGAGCAGCAAAGACAAUAUUAUCAAAACCGCCGUGAUGCACCUCCAAAUCCAGCUGCUGAUGAAGUUCCAGAUGAACAGCAACCUGCAGCUGCUGUAAAUGAAUUAGCUGCACUGCAGCUUCAAAUUGCACAAAAUGAGGUGCCACCACAACAGGGUAAUGAGCAAGCUGAAAUUGUGCAGCAGCCACAACAUGAUCAACAGCAACUGGCUGUGCAACAGAAUCCAGAUUUGCAAAUUGUGCAGCAGCCACAACAUGACCAACAGCAACCAGUUGUACACCAGAAUCCAGAUUUGCAGCCACAGCUCUUGUUCAACCUGCCACAACCACAUUACCUUGGUAUGAUGGAAAAUUCAUGUCAUCAUUGUCGUGGCAAAUUUUUCAUUGGUGAGCAGAAUUCACAUAAUGUAUUCACCAAGUGUUGCUUUCAAGGUAAAGUCACUCUGCCACCAAUUGCACUACCUUCAGCAAACAUUGUUGACUUGUUCAGUGCAGAAACACCACAGUCACGGCAUUUUUUAGAAAACAUUCGUCAAUACAAUGCAGCUAUGGCAAUGGCUUCCUGGAAUGCCACUGUCAACCAACUUCCUGGUAGAGGACCCCGUGUUGUCACCAUUCAUGGGCAAACCUACCACUUGACAAGUGCAACAGAUGCAGCUGAUGGUGAACGUCCACAGUAUUCACAAUUAUACAUACUGGAUACAAAUCAAGCAUUGCAGGAAAGAAUUAAUGAUCCAAGAAAUGCAAACCUGCAACCUGAGGUCUUGCAGCUGCUACAGGAUGAGCUCAUGGCUGUUAAUCCAUUUGCAAGGCAGUUUCAAAAUAUGGGACGAGUUCUUGAAAGAGAACGCAACAAUGCAACUGCAAACAAUCAACCAUUACCCCCAGUGAGGAUGAUCAUAGCACAGCGACCGUUUCAAGAUCGACGUUAUGAUAAUCCUACAGCAACAGAAAUAGCUGCAGUUUAUGUUGGAGAUGAUGGAGCAGCCCCUGACCCAGCUAACAGGGAUAUAGUAGUAUACAAUGCUGCCAACUACAAUACAACAAAAAUCAAAGCAACAUCUCCAAAUGCAGAUCCCCUGACAUAUCCUCUUUUGUUCUUUCAUGGAGAAUUAGGGUGGAAUGUUGAUCUUCGACGUAAUCAGCAGCAACCAGCAGCUCCUGGUCGUAAUCCAAGGGUACGAAUCACUCUCAAUGAAUUCUAUGCUUACAGGAUUGCUGUUCGAGAUAGUUUUUCAGCCAUUCACCACUCCAAGUUGCUUUUUCAGCAAUAUCUGGUUGAUGCAUACACAAAAAUUGAAGGAAAUGAACUGAACUACAUCAGAACCCAUCAAAGACAAAUGAGGGUAGAAUCAUAUCAAGGUCUCAUGGAUCAUGUACACAGGCGAGCUCAAGCUGAAAAUGCAAAUGUUGGCCGAAUUGUCAUUCUUCCUUCAAGUUUCCAAGGAGGUCAGCGAAAUAUGUAUCAAAACUACCAAGAUGCAAUGACUAUUGUAACAAAAUAUGGUAAACCUGACAUCUUCCUAACCAUGACUGCAAAUCCAAACUGGCCUGAGGUGAGAGAAAAUCUCCUUCCACACCAAACAGGCAAUGACAGGCCAGAUGUUAUCAGUCGUGUCUUUCACCUGAAACUCAAGGAACUUUUAUGUGAUCUUCUUCGAAGGAAUGUUUUGGGAAACGUGGUUGCAUAUGUUUAUACAAUUGAGUUUCAGAAAAGAGGUUUGCCACAUGUACACAUGGUUCUCUUUCUCUCAGAUGCUGAUAAACCACAUGCAGCAGAAGAUGUUGAUAGGUUAGUAUCUGCAGAGAUUCCAGAUCCAGAACAAUUCCCAGAUUUCCAUGAAGUGGUUAAGAAACACAUGAUCCAUGGACCUUGUGGUGAACUGGAUCCACACUGUGUUUGCAUGCAAAAUGGGGAAUGCAAGAAGAACUUUCCAAAAGCAUUAGCACAGGAAACAAUGUUUGAGGUUCGUGGGUACCCUGAGUACCGACGACGAGGGCAGUAUCGUGCACAGCUACGUCGUCAUUUGGUAAAUGACUCCUGGGUGGUUCCUUAUAAUCCUCACCUUCUCAUGAAAUUUAAUUGCCACAUGAAUGUAGAAGUUUGCAGCACAGUCAAAAGUGUCAAGUACAUCUUUAAAUACAUUCACAAAGGUAAUGAUUGUGCACAUGUUGAAAUUAGAGAGAACAUUUUGCACCAUGAUGAGAUUCUCCAGUAUCUUAAUGCAAGAUAUGUUGGACCACACCAGGCAGUGUUCAGGGUCAUGCAGUACAAAAUGCAUGACAAAAGUCACAUCAUCAUACGGCUUGCAGUGCAUCUUCCUCUACAACAUAAUGUUUAUUUCCAAGAAGGAAACGAGGAAAGGGUUCUUAAUGUGAACCCAAACACAACAUUAACUGCAUGGUUUCAACUUAAUCAAGAUGACGAAGAUGCUCAACAGUAUCUUUAUACUGAAGUUCCAGAGCAUUACACUUUUCAUCUGAGGACAAAGAAAUGGAAAAAAAGACAACGUGCUGCAAGGUCCAUUAUUGGCAGGCUUUAUCAAGUUCAACCUACAGAUCCACAAAGGUAUGCCCUUCGACUACUAUUGCUUCACCGCAGAGGGGUGACAUCCUUUGAAGACAUAAGAACCAUUGAUGGACAGCUGUAUGACACAUUCAAGGAU